Messenger RNA from Rhagoletis pomonella (apple maggot), 681 nucleotides. RefSeq lists its product as uncharacterized. The record is from RefSeq and is a predicted model, not a curated record. Gene Ontology annotation, cellular component: nucleus. Lineage: Eukaryota; Metazoa; Arthropoda; Insecta; Diptera; Tephritidae. The coding region runs from base 1 to 552 and encodes 183 amino acids. The transcript has a single exon. Gene Ontology annotation, biological process: regulation of transcription by RNA polymerase II.
AUGUUAAAAGCUUCAAAACUACUUCAACAAGACAUGAUAGAUUUACAAAUUGAUGAAUGCGAAACGACUUCAGAAAAUGAGAAUGAUGACUACGAGUUAGUACACCGUCGCUUGAAUUCGGUACUGGCAGUUGUAAGAUGUGCCGCGCACACAAUUCAAUUGGCGGCAUAUGAUUCUUUCAUGGAAAUGCAAAAUAAACUGGUGGAGUGCAGGAAAAUUGUGAAACUACUUAGGGCUAGCAUAAGAAGCUGUAUUAACUCUGCGGAUCUACGUUUGCCACCAAUUGAUAAUAUAACUCGAUGGAACUCAACAUUUGAAAUGAUAGAAUCCCUUUUGAAUUUUAAACAGCAUAUUAAUGGAAACGAUAUGGGAUUUUCUAUUGACUGUGAAAUUGAUUGGAACUUCAUAGAAGACUUUGUCAAUGCAUUUACACCAAUGGCGCAAUGUAUCAAACAACUUCAAGCUGAACAAUACAUUAUCGGCGAUUUUUACAGAGACUGGCUUCUAUGUGAAGCAAAAUUAAAAAAAUGGGUGAAAAUGCGUUUGCAAUAAAGUUGUUGGAAUCUAUGAGAAGAAGGAAAGAAAAAUUACUCGACAAUGUUGCAUUCCUUUCUGGUAUAUACUUCGACCCAAGAUUCAACUUUUUGGAUUCACCGUAUAUUAAUGAUGACCAAAGGAAAA